AUGGAUAAAUAUGUUAUUAGAACACGAAAAAUUGUUAAUUCUUGUGAUAAAGGAGAUGAUUUGGGUGCAUUAUCGGGAGAAAAAAGAAAACGUGUUAAGUUUGAUUCUACUGAUGUAAUUGCGGACCCUGGAGAACGAAUUUCGAUUGAUGACUAUGAAAUCAAUAUUAGAGAUGAAGUGAGACGUGCGUAUGUGCUUAAAGGUCCUUGUCAACCAAAGGGUCAUAAAUUUUUUCAGAAAACAUUUGGAAAUCAAAAUAGAAGUUUUCAAAGCACUUGGUUUCGUGAUUAUGUGUGGUUGGAGUAUAGUGUAUCAAAAGAUGCAAGAUUUUGCUUAUGGUGUUAUUUGUUUAAACCGCCAAAACCCAAAUCUCAAGGCGGUCGAGAAGUAUUCACAAAAACAGGAUUCAAUAAUUGGAAGAAUGCAAGAGCUAGCUUGGGAGAACAUGUUGGAAAUGUUGACAGUGACCACAAUUAUGCUGCGAGAAAAUAUGAAGCAUAUAAAAACCGACGACAAAGUGUGGAGCACAUAUUUACUCAGCAUUCUUCUCACGCAGAUGUUGCUUAUCGUACUCGAUUGACAGCAGUAUUGGGUGUUAUUCGAUUCUUACUCAAACAAGGAUUAGCUUUUCGAGGACAUGAUGAGUCGAAUGAUUCAUUGAGUAGAGGCAACUUUCUUGAGUUACUCCAAAGGGAUUGUGAGCAUAAUGAAGAGAUUGCAAAGGUGUUAAAUAUUAAUGCUCCAGGAAACAAUCAGAUGACUGCUCCAAGUAUUCAAAAAGAGAUAGUGAAUGCUUGUGCAGAAGAAGUGAGAACUACUAUUAUUAAGAAUAUUGGAGAUCGUUUUUUCACACUCAUGGUUGACGAAUCCCGCGAUAACUCUGUAAAAGAACAAAUGGCUAUUAUGGUGAGAUAUGUUGAUGAUCAUGGAGAAAUCCUUGAGAGGUUUCUUUCAGUUGAGCAUGUAGCAGAUACUUCAUCACAUACUUUAAAGGAAGCUAUUGACAAGUUUUUUGCCAAGUAUGGACUAUCAAUAUCUAGACUGCGGGGACAAGUAUAUGAUGGGGCUUCAAACAUGUGUGGAGAAUUCAACUGUUUAAAGGCUCUCAUACUUAAUGAGAAUCCUUAUGCUAGGUAUGUUCAUUGUUUUGCUCACCAGCUUCAAUUGGUAGUUGUUGCAGUUGCAAAAACAUUACCGAUUGUGGAGAAUUCAUUUAGCUAUUUAUCCAUAAUUGUGAACACUGUUGGAGCUUCUUGUAAAAGAAAAGAUGCACUCAGACAAAGCCAACAUGAUCAUAUUGUCACACAAUUAGAAAAUGGUGAAAUCUCUUCGGGAAGAGGGAUGCAUCAAGAGACAAGUCUUGCAAGACCUGGAGACACGAGGUGGGGUUCUCAUUAUCAUACGGUAUUGCGUAUAUUGGCAAUGUGGCCUUCAGUAAUGGAAGUGCUUGGAAAUGUUCAUGAUGAUGCAAUUGGUUCAAAGGAUAGAGGUGCAACUUUGGGUUUGCUUGACCGAAUGGAAAAUUUUGAAUUCGUGUUCACCUUGCAUUUGAUGAAAAGAGUAUUGGCAAUUACAAAUGGACUGUCACAAGUUUUGCAAGAGAAAAAUCAAAAUAUUGUGAAUGCUAUGGACAUGAUACAUGCCGUGAAGGUCAAGUUUCAGUCAUUUAGGGAAGAUGGAUGGAAUAAUCUUUUUGAUGAGGUAUGCAAGUUUUGUGUUGAAAAUUCUAUCGACAUGCCUAAUUUGGAAGAUAAUUUGUCAAUCCGUGGUCGAUCAAAACGUGAAGGUCAAAGUAUAACAUUUCUUCACCGUUUCCGUGUGGAAAUCUUUUUUGGGAUGAAUAGUCGUUUCUCAGAAGGAAAUAAUGAGUUGCUUUCUUGCAUAAGCUGUCUGGAUCCGAGACAAUCAUUUUCUAGAUUUAAUGCUCUGAAAUUGCGCCGUUUAGCCGAUUUUUAUCCAGAAGAUUUUUCUGCAUUUGAUUUGACGAUGUUAAGCGAUCAAUUGGAUAUAUACAUAUAUGAUGUGAGGCAAAGGGCAACUUGUGGAAAUCGGACAACUUGCAAAGAAGCUGAAUUAGCAUUGGUUUUACCAGUUGCAACUGCUUCAGUUGAAAGGGCAUUUUCAACAAUGAAUAUUAUCAAGACUGAUUUGCGUAACAAAAUGGGGGAUGAGUUAUUGAGCGACAGUUUAUCAUGUUAUAUUGAAAAAGCAAUUUUUCUGAAGAUUGAUAAUGAGCCCAUUCUUCAGCGCUUUCAAGCUAUGCAGACCCAGCGAAUGCAAUUGCCUCGUAUUGAUCGAAAUUAA
Mercurialis annua (annual mercury) is the source of this 2304-nucleotide messenger RNA. RefSeq lists its product as uncharacterized. The transcript is spliced from 4 exons. The coding region runs from base 1 to 2304 and encodes 767 amino acids. Lineage: Eukaryota; Viridiplantae; Streptophyta; Magnoliopsida; Malpighiales; Euphorbiaceae. The record is from RefSeq and is a predicted model, not a curated record.